AUGCCUUCCCAUCUCAGCAACUCGCCUUUCAUCUCCCUCAGACCCGACCACGAGUGCGGCCGCUCCAAAUCACAAGCGCCUACACCACCAACUCGCAGCUUUGACACUCUCAGCGGCGCCGCCAGUCCAAACGGCAAUGGCAACGGCUACAACUCGUCUGGUCACGGCAGCCUGAACUCCACCCCGUACACCAACGGCCACAGCAACGGCUACAAUGCCUCCACACAAGACGACGAAUUCCUCCGCCUCGACGCUCCUCAACAAGACCUCCUCCUCCUCCAUGGCCCUCGCCAAAAGUACAAGCUCGAAAAGUCAAAAGAGAUCCCUGACCUACAAGGCGAGCGAGAAAUUCUCGUCCAAGUUCUCGCCAUUGGCCUCAACCCAGUCGACUGGAAGGGCGCCGACUAUGGCUUCAGCCAGCCCAGCUACCCAUGGGUCAACGGCCGCGACUUUGCAGGCAUUGUCGUCCGAGCUCCACGCACCAACUCCCGCAUUCAACAAGGCGACGUCGUCUUCGGCCCAUCCACCGACUACCGCGAUGUGAGGAAGGCGGCGUAUCAAGAGUAUGUUGUUACCACAGACUACAAUGUGACGAGGAUACCCCAAGGCGUCAGCGUCAAGGAGGGCGCUGCGCUGGGCGUGGCGUGGGUGGCUGCUACGGUGGCAUUGGGUAUCAGCUUUGGUCUGGACUUUUCCAGCAUCAGCGGUGCUCCUCGCGGGCCGGAUCUUGUCAAGUUGGUCCGUCAGCUGCGGCAGAACGAUGUGCCUGAGGAUAUCCGCGAUGAGAUCUUCUCGGGUAUUGAAGACUCUGAGCGCCCACAACCUGGCGAGUGGCUCGCUAUUUGGGGAGCGAACAGCACGACUGGCCAGAUCGCUCUUCAACUCGCCAAGCUUGCUGGCUUGAAGGUGGCUUGCAUUGCCGACAUCGCGCGUGGAGGCGGACGUCUCACUGAGCUGGGAGCCGACUUCCUCGUGGACAAGUACGACGACAAGCGUGCGAUUGAGAUUCUCAGAGCUGUCACUGGUGGCAAGCUCCGCUUCGGUGUCGACUGCAAUGGCAAGGAAUCGGCAACGUCACUUCAAGAAGCUCUCACCACCAACACCAGCGGUCUGAAGUCCCACCUCCUCGGCUUGACUGGCCUCCCCAAAUCUGUUGGCCGCAACGUCGUCCACCACAAGGUCCCCAUAAAGAUCUUCCACGAAGCUCCCGGUGUUGGAGAGGCCAUUUCCACUUGGCUUGAGGAUCUCCUCAUUCGUCACAGCUUGAAACUCCCAGAGGUCGAAGUCGCACAAGGCGGUCUGUCCGGCGUCAACGAUGCGCUCGACCGUAUGCGUACUGGUAAGAUCGGCGGCAAGCGCAUUGUCGUC
Zymoseptoria tritici IPO323 is the source of this 1368-nucleotide messenger RNA. RefSeq lists its product as uncharacterized. The transcript has a single exon. The record is from RefSeq and is a predicted model, not a curated record. NCBI's taxonomy places the organism in Eukaryota, Fungi, Ascomycota, Dothideomycetes, Mycosphaerellales, Mycosphaerellaceae. Gene Ontology annotation, molecular function: oxidoreductase activity, acting on NAD(P)H. The annotation marks the transcript as partial.